AAAUAUAUUUGUUUAGCACAGAAAGUCUGUACUUUGUCCAUGGCCAGUGAUGAGGCUUAUGGGUUUUGUAGUACCCUGGACUACAGUGACCUCUAGCACUCAUUGUAACAUCACAUAGAGUAUUAUGAUUAUUUUUCUUUCCUCUAAUAACCUUUUAAACAUUAAAACAAUCAGUUUAUUUAGAACAGAAUUCACUAUUUAGGACAUUCCUUUUCUUUCUUCAGUGGUAAAAAAUUAUGCAUGUGUGUGUCUGGGCAGAGAAAUGCAUUUUUUUCUUGGAAGAACGAUGGAAGCUGGUGAGCCUCAUGAGUUCAAGGGGCUUGGGGUUGGGCUCGGGGAUUAGCCGGUGCUCAUGACCAGGAUCUGAGAGAACUCAGCCCUUAAAAUGGACGACCGCAUCAGACGAAGCUAUGGCACCGAAAUGUCAGACAGCAGGCUACUUUUUGGAGAAACAUCUGCCUGGAAUCGAAUCGUCAACCUUACUGUUGGUGGAUUUACAUCUGUUUUAGUGAUUGUAACCAUCAUCAGUUCAUUUGUCUUUCCUACACCUGCUCCAAAUGCUCUAAACGUCUUCUUUGGGAUCUGCAUCAUCAUGAUCUGCUCUUCAGUGUUGGUUCUGAUAUAUUGGUAUCGCCAAGGUGACCUGGAGCCCAAAUUCAGACACCUCAUCUAUUACACCAUAGCCUCGAUCGUCCUGCUUUGUUUAUGCGCAAACCUUUACUUCCAUGAUGUUGGGAGAUAACCAUUUUUCAUACACCUUAAAACUAUAAAAAAAAAACGUUUGUCAUCUUUUUCACAGCAAUCCAAUGAUUCGUCAUGUAUGUGAGUAGAGAGAAAUUCAGAGUAGAGAGAAUUCAUAUUAUAGAGAAAAUUGAGAGCUUUAUCUUUAACCUAUUUAAUUAAUUAUGCUGUUUGACACAUCUAACAGAAAUGAAUGUAUUUAUGUAUAAGGACAGAAUGUAUCUACACAUAGCUCACUGUCAAACUACACUGUUUAUGGUAGAUUACCUUAAAUAUGUACAGAUGGAUGGCAAAUUAAAGGAAAAACCUGAGUAAAUGAGUGGAGAAACAAAAUGAAUACAGAUGCUUCCAGAUUGAUGUACUGCAUGAUACAAUUAAGCAAUGAACAUGCUGCCAUGCUCUGUGGAAUGUAGAAAAAUGCUGAGCAGGCCCACCUGACCAAGUUGGAUCAAGAAGACAAGAGGAAAAGCGCUAAAUAACUUUAAAAGAGGGUUCAUUAUUGUGGCACGGAUGCAGGAGCUUCAGUUGCAAAGACUGUUGGCCAUUUUUAUUCUGGACUGAAUAGAAACAGUGACUAAAGUAACAUCUGCAUUGGGAAAGACAUCUGUACAUUGGGUGCACAUGCAAUG
This is a messenger RNA of Pangasianodon hypophthalmus (striped catfish), 1370 nucleotides long. It is a transcript of the gene tmem243a, whose product is annotated as transmembrane protein 243, mitochondrial a. NCBI's taxonomy places the organism in Eukaryota, Metazoa, Chordata, Actinopteri, Siluriformes, Pangasiidae. The record is from RefSeq and is a predicted model, not a curated record. The coding region runs from base 386 to 742 and encodes 118 amino acids. The transcript has 4 exons.